GCCGAAGCGCUCGCAGGGAGCCGCGGACUGAACCGCUGCGACUCACCCGAUGAGCCGAGGAGGAUGGGCAUGGAGUGGAGAGGACAGCACAUAUGUGAGAUGAUCUUUGCCAUCUCCAAAAGGCUGAUAAAUGACAUCAAUGGAGACUCGUUGGAAAGAACAUUUGGAGCCUCACAGCAGCUUCUUGUCUUUUCUGCAUAAAAUGAUUUUUCUCUAAACCCAUUUUUAAUCUUACAUUAAUAUCAAGCAACCCAGAUGCAGCCUUAUGAAACAUUGCCAGACACACUGUCGCCAAUGGCUUGGAUGCUACUUGAUAUUCACCAACCUACGCACACAUAAAUGCUUAAUGAUGCCUUCAAAAGUGUCAUGCCUGUACGUGUUGACAGUUGUUUGCUGGGCAGGAGCGCUGUGGUAUUUAAGCUUAUCCAGACCAACAACAUCAUAUGUUGGCCAGCUGAAUGUGCCUGCAAACAAAAACAUUAAGGUCCAAAAAAAUGCCAACACUACAUUCACCAACAUUCGAACACGCUCGCUAAACCCCCAUGAUUUCGAUUUCAUCAUUAAUGAACCCAAAAAGUGCGAGACCAACGUGCCGUUUCUCGUGAUCCUUAUUAGCACAACGCACAAGGAGUUUGACGCACGACAGGCGAUUCGAGAGACGUGGGGGGAUGAGAGCACAUUUAACGACCUUCGCAUCAUCACACUCUUCCUGCUCGGUCGCAGCACAGAUAACAUGCUUAAUGAAAUGGUGGAGCAAGAGAGUCAGAUCUUUCAUGACAUCGUGGUGGAGGAUUUUGUGGAUUCCUACCAUAAUCUUACCCUGAAAACCCUGAUGGGAAUGCGAUGGGUGGCAACGUUUUGCAACCAGGCCAAGUAUGUGAUGAAGACGGACAGCGACAUCUUCGUCAACAUGGACAAUCUGGUCUAUAAGUUAUUAAAGCCGGAUACCAAGCCCAGACGGAGGUACUUUACAGGCUACGUCAUAAACGGAUCACCUAUUCGGGAUAUGCGCAGUAAAUGGUACAUGCCCAGAGACUUGUACCCAGAGAGCAAGUACCCACCGUUCUGCUCUGGCACAGGAUAUGUUUUCUCAGCAGAUGUUGCUGAGCUGAUCUAUAAAACUUCCCUUCACACCCGGCUACUCCAUUUGGAGGACGUUUACGUGGGGGUUUGCUUGAGGAAGCUCGGUAUUCAUCCGUAUCAGAACAGUGGCUUUAAUCACUGGAAAAUGGCUUACAGCCUCUGCAGGUACCGUCGGGUCAUCACCGUGCACCAGAUUUCACCUGAGGAGAUGCACCGGAUCUGGAAUGACAUGUCCAGCAAGAAACAUCUGAAGUGUUAGUAACGCCUGUGGGGCAACCAUCCAUCUCUGGCCAUUUUAUAUACAGGGCAUAAAACAUGUGCAGCUCUGGAGAUUAUCCAGUGUUCUGCUCAAGAAACAGAUUUAAUAUUUCCUCACCUUUAAAUCAUCAAGAUCUAGAUGCCCGGAAUGCCCUGCUGGCAUUUAAAUAUGAGCUACACUGAUGAAUAAACAGUGUCGUUUGAGUGUUAUUUUGGUGCCAGUGAAAUUGCAUCAAGUGAAAAUGCACCAUGCUGUAUAUGAGUAUGAGUACCUUAAUACUAAUUCAUACAUAAACAGUCAUCGGCUUCAGUUACCAUCCACACCGAGCUGGAUAAAAGAAAAACAUGAAUGUCCUUGAAGAUUUUCAUUCAUUGCCUAUAGUUGUGUAAGAUACAGUAUAAUUAAAAGUUAGUGUUGAUACGUUCAGCACAUGAACUGUUAAGCUUAUGUUAUUAAAAAUGUUCCAAAAGAUGCUUAUAUUUGUUUACAUAUAGCUGUUUUUGUAUUUAUUAUUUUGUAUUUUUUCCAGAAAAAAUGUCCAUAUAUAUAUAUAAUUCUGCAUAAUAACAACUAUAACAAUUAUUUUCAAUAUUUCUGUAGCCAAUGCUUAAUAACAUCCUUACAUCUGGUCCAGUAGGCUCAUAUUUGUUACUGCAUAUUAUAUAUUGAUUACUCAGUAUUAAGUAUCAUAUAAAGCACAUUUACUAUAUUUGGGGAGGAAGGAUUACAAAUUACAUUACAAAUUUUACAUACUUAUUUAAUUGGACGUUGUACAGAACAAUGGUAAUCUAAUAUUUUCUAGAACUUGUGUGGGUCAAAAGUUGAUUUUUCCAGUGUAUAUUUUUUUAUUGACACAUUUCAAGCAAACUGUGACAUUUCAUUGUGAAAAGCAUA
Messenger RNA from Trichomycterus rosablanca, 2236 nucleotides. It is a transcript of the gene b3galt1b, whose product is annotated as UDP-Gal:betaGlcNAc beta 1,3-galactosyltransferase, polypeptide 1b. Gene Ontology annotation, cellular component: Golgi membrane. The record is from RefSeq and is a predicted model, not a curated record. Bases 266 to 1342 code for a protein of 358 amino acids. The transcript is spliced from 4 exons. NCBI's taxonomy places the organism in Eukaryota, Metazoa, Chordata, Actinopteri, Siluriformes, Trichomycteridae. Gene Ontology annotation, molecular function: N-acetyl-beta-D-glucosaminide beta-(1,3)-galactosyltransferase activity.